CGCAGCGGGAAAACACCGAGCCUGGCUUCCGAUCCAGCAACCACGUCCUACUGCUCUUGGUGGAUCGACUACGAUGGUUCCAUGACCUGUCAGGAAGUCCUCGACGACAAUUGGAUUGAGCUAGAUGCUUUUCGCCGCUGGAACCCUUCUAUCGGCGCUGACUGCACUGGACUUGUGUCCGGCAAUAGCUUUUGCGUCGAGGCUGUCAAGGAGCCCGCACCAACAACUACCCAGAAAACCAGUGCCACUCCGACUUCCAGUAACGGCGUGGCUACACCAUCGCCCGUUCGCCCCGGGAUGGUGAGCAACUGCAAAACCUUCCACUUCGUCGAAUCGGGAGACAACUGCGGCACAAUGGCUGAAAAGUAUGGCAUAGGCACUGCCGACGUUAUUUCGUGGAAUGGACUCAACAAUGCAUGCACCAAUUUAUGGCAGGACACAUAUGCCUGCGUGGGCAUAAUUGGUGGCUCACCCAGCCCUUCUCCUACAACUUCAGUUCCGUCUGGCAAUGGUGUUUCGACUCCGACGCCUGUGCAGCCACGGAUCGUGAAGAACUGCAACAAAUUUUUCUUCGUUGAAUCAGGAGAUACAUGCGACGUUAUCAACCAGAAGACCGGUGCGCGAGUAGCCGAUAUCGUUGCAUGGAAUGGAUUGAACAGCGGAUGCACCAACAUCUGGGGCGACACGUAUGCUUGCAUCGGCGUGAUUGGUGGCUCGACUUCGUCCACUUUCUCAUCUUCUCCAAGUCCUACCCAGUCCGGCAAUGGCGUAUCGACGCCAACACCAGUUCAGCCAGGAAUAGUGAAGAACUGUAAUAAGUUCUUCUUUGUUGAAGGAGGAUAUACGUGCGAUGUCAUCAACCAGAAGACUGGUGCCCGAGUAGCAGACAUCAUAUCGUGGAAUGGAUUGAACAGCGGAUGCACAAACAUCUGGGGCAGCACAUAUGCAUGCAUCGGUGUCAUCGGCCAGUCCCCGACCACAACUACACCAUCCCCAACGCAGACGUCCAGCGGACCCGCAACACCUUCACCCAUCCAAUCCGGGAUGACCAAAGGCUGCACCUUGUGGCACUUUAUUGGCGGUUCUACGACAUGUCAGCAGGUGCUGAGCUACCAGAAGAUCACGUUGGCGCAGUUCUACAAGUGGAAUCCGGCUGUAAAGGCAGACUGCAGUGGCUUGUGGAAAGAUACCUAUGCUUGUGUC
Molecule: messenger RNA, 1203 nt
Organism: Alternaria alternata
Lineage: Eukaryota; Fungi; Ascomycota; Dothideomycetes; Pleosporales; Pleosporaceae
Exons: 3
Source: RefSeq, a predicted model, not a curated record